AUUGGCAAACUUUAACCCCUGAACACAGUCUACCCAGUCUGGGUGAGUUACUAAGCAUAUAGACUUAACAGAGAAACACCACCUAAUGGGAUGUUACCAAGAGUAUAAAAAGAGGUAGAGAGGAUGAAUACAUCUCAGUAAUUGGCAGAAACCGAGACAGACGAAUCAGCAAGCAGCUGCAGUAUUGAACAGAACAAUGAAGUUGUUGGUGUUGGCCUUAACCGUCACUCUGCUGUUUACAGCUGGUGAAACCCUUGACUGCCACCGAUGUGUCUCCAAAAAGGCCGGAGGAGCCUGUGAUCUCACUGUGGAGACAUGCAAACCAGGGAAGGAUGCCUGCGCUGCUGCCAGCUUCCUCCGACCCCCACAUGGCCAUUACCAGAAAUGCAUGGCUCUUGAAGACUGCGAAAUGCUGAAGAUGAACGCCUACAUCGAUAUCAAUUGCUGUGUCGAAGACAUGUGCAACACCUUAUAAAAAUUAAAUGUAUGGCUUCAAGCAAGGCACCUAAAGGCAGUGCGUCCUGCCAACAGCUGAAAGUGGCUCCAAGGUGUGAAUGCAUGUAUGGACAUUAAAGCAGCUAGUCCUAGGAGAACAAAAUGUGUUUUAUCAACCUGAUCCCUUGAGAAAUAAAUACGUUUGACAAUUA
Eleginops maclovinus (Patagonian blennie) is the source of this 647-nucleotide messenger RNA. It is a transcript of the gene ly97.3, whose product is annotated as lymphocyte antigen 97, tandem duplicate 3. Bases 197 to 475 code for a protein of 92 amino acids. The record is from RefSeq and is a predicted model, not a curated record. NCBI's taxonomy places the organism in Eukaryota, Metazoa, Chordata, Actinopteri, Perciformes, Eleginopidae. The transcript is spliced from 4 exons.